AUGCUUGUACUACUUCUUUCCUCUUUCCAAUUGCUAACAAAAGUUCCUUCUUCAAUUGAGACAUACUUCUUUUCUUUUCCUUCUUCUUCAAUUGCUAACUUUCAGUUUCCUUCUUCAAUUGAGACAUGCUUGUACUACUUCUUUCCUCUUCCAAUUUUUCCUUCUUCAAUUGAGACAUUUUUCUUUCCUCUUUCAAUUGCUAACAACAGUUUCCUUCUUCAAUUGGACUUCUCUUUCCUCUUUCCAAUUGCUAACAACAGUUUCCUUCUUCAAUUGAGACAUGCUUGUACUACUUAUUUCCUCUUUCCAAUUGCUAACAACAGUUUCCUUCUUCAAUUGAGACAUUUUCCUUCUUCAAUUGAGACAUGCUUGUACUACUUCUUUUCCUCUUUCCAAUUGCUAACAACAGCAAAUGAGACAUGCUUCUUUUCUUUCUCUUUUCCCAUUGCUAACAACAGUUUCCUUCUUCAUUUCCUUCUUCAAUUGAGACGUGCUUCUACUACUUUUCCUCUUUCAAUUGCUAACAAAUCUUCAAUUGGACAUGCUUCUACUACUUCUUUUCCUCUUUCCAAUUGCCUGAGAGACAUGCUUUUUCCUUCUUCAAUUGUGCUUCUACUACUUCUUUCUCUUUCCAAUUUGCUUUUCCUUCUUCAAUUGCUUUCCUCUUUCCAAAACAACAGUUUCCUUCUUCAAAUUACUUCUACUACUUCUUUCCUCUUUCCAAUUGCUUUUCUUCUUUCAAUUGAGACAUGCUUGCUAUUCUUUCCUCUUUCCAGUACUAACAACAGUUUCCUUCUUCAUAGCAGCUCUUCUUUCCUUUUCCAAUUGCUAACAACAGUUUUUUCUUCAAUAACAUGCUUGUACUAUCUUUCCUCUUUCAGACUAUGCCCUUCUUCCAAUACCAUUUACUUUUUCCUCUUUCCAAUUGCUAACAACAGCUUCCUUCUUCAAUUGAGACAUGCUUCUACUACUUCUUUUUUUGUUUCCAAUUACUUUUUCCAAUUGAGACGUGCUUCUACUACUUCUUUCCUCUUUCAGUUACUGCUGUAG
Messenger RNA from Acanthosepion pharaonis, 1050 nucleotides. NCBI's taxonomy places the organism in Eukaryota, Metazoa, Mollusca, Cephalopoda, Sepiida, Sepiidae. The record is from the annotation of a GenBank genome assembly.